CCGCCUUUAACACUAUUAAAAUACAAAUUCGAAGGUGUUUAUAUGUUAUUCGAUUAUUUACAAUCGAUUGACAUAUCGUACUUGCAUCAAAUGCUCGCAUCGGUUCGCGGACUACUUUGUUGACGCGUAGAUGCGGCACAGCAAUCGGUGGAGGGGGGAUAUUGAAUGGGCUGCGGAUUCCAAGUCUGUCGCGCCGGCCGGCACAAUUCACCCAAUUCUUCCUAUCGUAAACUCACAACCGACAGCUCACGCACUCUAUACCACAAAAUUACAACCACUGCCGGUGCCAGAUCCGUGGGCAUGCAAAAUGACAAUGUCCCAAACCCUACGGCCAAUUCCAUCACUUUUUCAAGAUCCAGUCCACGAGUUCAUGAAGAGAGUCUCUCUAGGAUUCACGGCUGGCGUUUUUGGGUUGUUGGCCAAUAUACCUUUCGAUGUUGCCAAGAGCCGAAUUCAGGGUCCUCAGCCCGUUAAAGGAGAAAUCAUAAUAAUAUUAUAA
Messenger RNA from Nilaparvata lugens (brown planthopper), 499 nucleotides. RefSeq lists its product as uncharacterized. The record is from RefSeq and is a predicted model, not a curated record. The transcript is spliced from 2 exons. NCBI's taxonomy places the organism in Eukaryota, Metazoa, Arthropoda, Insecta, Hemiptera, Delphacidae. Bases 131 to 499 code for a protein of 122 amino acids.